AUGAUGGAAUCAUCUCCAGAUUUAGCCAACAAGGUGAAGGCAAAGAUUCAAUAUAAUGCGAUUAAUUGUAGAAAACAUAGUGCAGUUAUAACCGAAUUUGGAGCUGUGGGUGAUGGAAAAACAUCAAACACAAAAGCGUUUAAUGAAGCCAUUACCAAGCUUGCUCCUAAGGCGGCCGACGGUGGAGUGCAGCUCAUUGUACCUCCGGGAAAAUGGCUUACCGGAAGUUUCAACCUGACCAGCCAUUUUACUUUGUUCAUCCACAAAGAUGCAACUAUUCUUGCUUCUCAGGAUGAAUCUGAAUAUCCAGUGGUUGCACCAUUACCAUCAUAUGGACAAGGAAGAGAUGCAGCAGGACCAACAUUUGCUAGUUUAAUCUCUGGCACAAACCUAACUGAUGUUGUUAUCACCGGUAACAACGGGACAAUCAACGGACAAGGGAAAUAUUGGUGGGUGAAGUAUCGAAGUGGUGGAUUUAAGAAUAUCACGAGACCUUACACACUAGAAAUCAAGUUCUCUAAAGACAUUCAGAUCUCGAACAUCACGAUCAUCGAUUCGCCUGCAUGGAAUAUACAUCCAGUGUACUGCAGUAACGUCAUCGUUAAAAGCGUUACCAUUCUGGCUCCUAUCGAUUCUCCUAAUACUGAUGGAAUCAACCCUGAUUCAUGCACCAACACAUUGAUCGAAGACUGUUACGUUGUCUCCGGAGAUGAUUGCAUCGCCGUCAAGAGCGGUUGGGAUCAGUUCGGUAUCAAAGUCGGAAUGCCAACUCAGCAACUCUCGAUCCGAAGGCUCACAUGCAUCUCUCCCGAUAGUGCUGGAAUAGCACUCGGGAGCGAGAUGUCCGGUGGAAUCAAAGACGUUAGGAUGGAAGACAUAGUGUUACUUCAGACACAAUCCGCUAUCCGAAUCAAAACAGCUGUUGGUCGUGGAGGUUACGUGAAAGAUAUCUUUGCCCGAAGGUUUAUAAUGAAGACAAUGAAAUACGUUUUCUGGAUGAGUGGUGCUUAUAACCAACACCCUGCUUCGGGAUAUGACCCCAAGGCUAUGCCCGAGAUUACGAAUAUUAAUUACCGUGACAUGAUCGCUGAGAACGUUACGCAGCCCGCUAGGCUCGAUGGGUUCACGAACGAUCCUUUCACAAAGAUAUGUAUGUCGAAUAUUAAAAUUGCUUUGGCUGCUGAGCCCAAAAAGUUGCUGUGGAACUGUACGGCCAUAUCCGGAGUUUCGAGCAAGGUGACGCCGAAACCGUGUAGCUUGUUGCCGGAGAAAGCUCCUGUGAACUGUGCUUUUCCGGUUGAUAAAAUUCCUGUUGAAUCUGUUGUACUGAACAAAUGCUCGGCUUAG
Messenger RNA from Eruca vesicaria subsp. sativa (arugula), 1347 nucleotides. NCBI's taxonomy places the organism in Eukaryota, Viridiplantae, Streptophyta, Magnoliopsida, Brassicales, Brassicaceae. The record is from the annotation of a GenBank genome assembly.